Messenger RNA from Dreissena polymorpha, 1730 nucleotides. RefSeq names its product fibroleukin-like. NCBI's taxonomy places the organism in Eukaryota, Metazoa, Mollusca, Bivalvia, Myida, Dreissenidae. The record is from RefSeq and is a predicted model, not a curated record. The coding region runs from base 119 to 799 and encodes 226 amino acids. The transcript has a single exon.
UCAUUUAAAUGAGUCAUUGACGAACCGUUCAUUGAAUGCAUUACAGGAAAUAUAUCGGAUAACAUCAGAUACUGCCAAUCUUAAAACGUCGAAUGAAGUCUUGAAGAGCAAAACUGAUAUGUUAUUUCGGCAUCUACGUCCCUUCUUUCCUCAAUCCUGUGACAGCGUAGUUAAGAGUGGCGAAUAUACAAUAUAUCCCGAUUUGUACAUAGACGGCAUAAAAGUGUAUUGUAAGUUUGACUCCACGAACAAGGGAUGGAUAGUAAUGCAGAGGAGAAAAGACGGGUCUGUAGAUUUCAACCGCACUUGGGCAGAUUACAAAGCUGGCUUCGGUGACUUGAGUGGUGAAUUCUGGUUGGGCAAUGGCCAUAUCUACCAGCUGACUAAGGACAAACCGAGAGAGCUGAGGAUUGAUAUGGAGAUGGUCAAUGGAACACAGCGAUAUGCGCUGUAUUCUGAGUUCAAACUAUCAUCAGAGUCUGAGAAGUAUAAGCUCAAUGUGGCCGGAUACACUGGGGACGCAGGAGACUGUUUAUUAACGGCUUGUACUAGUAGAAUGGAUAGUGCUGUUCAAAACGGUCGGUCGUUUUCAACUUUCGAUAGAGAUAAUGACCAGAACAGUCUGUCUUGUGCAAGCUACUAUGGGGAUGGUUGGUGGUUUGAUUACUGUUACAGUGCACAUCUAAACGGUAAAUACUUCAAGGAAGAAGAUGACGUGCCCGAAUGGAAAGGAAUUCACUGGUUAAAGAUCACUGGGAGCAACACAUCUUUAAAAUUUGUGCAAAUGACCAUGCGCUAAGAAUGCACAUUAAGAAGUAGAUAUGACUUGAAAAAGUAUUUCCAUUGGAGCAAAGAAAAUGAUUGUCAUUCGUAUUGUAUCGACUAUUUUGAUGUUUUGUUGUACUUAUAUUGACUUAGGAGUCACCUAUUAAAAACCCUGGCGCGUAUAUAUUGUGCUUUACAUUUGUAUUUCAAGUGAAAUUCAAGUAUCAUGUAAAUUUGGUGUGCUACAUCUUCAAUUGAAGAAUUUUUUUAACGCAAUAAUUUUUCAAAUAAGAAUUUUUCAAACACGAAUGUCUUAAGUGUGAGUAAUGAUUUAGAUUUACAAGUGUACAUGCUAACAUUUUACACCAUUCUGUGGACGCUCACGAUAAAAUAAUUCAUCCCUGACGAUCGGACGCUUUAAUACGUGGGUUAGGUAUGGUUUCAUCUUUUGGUGGAAAAUUGUGAAACGCGAUAUUUUGUUUAUUUAUUUGAAGUUCAUCAUUUUAGGCUGGCUAUAACACCAGGAAAACAAAGAAUUAAUUAAAAAACAAUGAAUAUUUAGGAACGCAACCGCGCAAUCGGCAUUUUGCAGGCUACCUACAACACGUGCUUAAGCACACGAUCGUCACGGAGGAACGAUUUUAUCGUGAGCUUGCACAUCAUGUAGUCAAGGAAUCACAUAUAAAACUUUAAAUUGAAAUCUUGUGUCAUUAUUGAGAUAUUGAAGUUUGAAAAGUGUUGCGGUUUUAAUAUUCAGCAGACGUUUUAAGCCGCGUGAAAAGUAUUGCACAUAUAUCGCAAAUUGAUCUUCACAAUUUUUGGUCUUGCUUACUAAUUGAAUCACUCCAGAAGUGUAGUUAAGUAUAGUUACUUUCAUCUAGAGGUGUUAUUGAGGACGGAAAGACGGACGUCCGGACAAACGGAAGACAAUAGACCCUUUGGUGCAACAACAGCAGGGACUUAAA